CGCAGUGCGGCUCACCGAGCCCCGCACCGAGCCCCGCACCGAGCCCCGGCUGCGGCCGAGCCGCCGUUCCCCACCGGCUGAGGAUCCCUCUGCACGUGCUGCUGCUGCCCCGGGGACACGCCGAGGGGCUGUCCAGGCUCUGCCCAGCCCUCCAAGAUGGUCAUGCCCAGGCCCCACCUCAGCCCUGCAGGGAUUGCCUUCGCCCUCUGCCUUCAGCACCUCAUCAGCGCCAUCGAGGUCCCUCUGGAUCCAAGUAUUCAGAGUGAAUUGCCCCAGCCCCCCACCAUCACCAAGCAGUCGGUGAAGGACUACAUCGUGGACCCCAGGGACAACAUCUUCAUCGAGUGCGAGGCCAAAGGGAACCCCGUGCCCACCUUCUCCUGGACUCGCAAUGGCAAGUUCUUCAACGUGGCCAAGGACCCCAAGGUGUCGAUGCGGCGCCGCUCGGGCACCCUGGUCAUCGACUUCCACAGCGGGGGCAGGCCCGAGGACUACGAGGGGGAGUACCAGUGCUUUGCCAGGAAUGACUAUGGCACUGCCCUCUCCAGCAAGAUCCACCUCCAGGUGUCCAAGUCUCCCCUGUGGCCCAAGGAGAAGGUGGAUGUGAUCGAGGUGGAUGAAGGGGCCCCUCUGAGCCUGCAGUGCAACCCACCCCCCGGGCUCCCCCCACCCGUCAUCUUCUGGAUGAGCAGCUCCAUGGAGCCCAUCCAGCAGGACAAACGAGUGUCCCAGGGGCAGAACGGGGACCUUUACUUCUCCAACGUGAUCCUGCAGGACGCCCUGACCGACUACAGCUGCAACGCCCGCUUCCACUUCACCCACACCAUCCAGCAGAAGAACCCCUACACCCUCAAGGUGAAAACCAAGAAGCCCCAUAACGAAACGUCUUUACGAAAUUACACUGACAUGUACAGUGCCCGAGGGAUCACGGAAACAACUCCCAGCUUCAUGUACCCCUACGGGACCUCCAGCAGCCAGAUGGUGCUCCGAGGGGUGGAUCUCCUGCUGGAGUGCAUUGCAUCCGGAGUACCAGCACCGGACAUCAUGUGGUACAAGAAAGGAGGGGAGCUGCCCGUGGGCAAAACCAAGCUGGAGAACUUCAACAAGGCCCUUCGCAUCUCCAACGUGUCCGAGGAGGACUCCGGGGAGUAUUUCUGCCUGGCCUCCAACAAGAUGGGCAGCAUCCGCCACACGAUCUCGGUGAGAGUGAAGGCUGCCCCAUACUGGUUGGAUGAACCCGAAAACCUCAUCCUGGCCCCCGGGGAGGAUGGGAGGCUGGUGUGCCGAGCCAACGGGAACCCCAAACCCUCCAUCCAGUGGCUGGUGAACGGGGAGCCCAUCGAAGCCUCUGCCCACAACCCCAGCCGGGAGGUGGCCGGGGACACCAUCGUGUUCCGGGACACGCAGAUCGGCAGCAGCGCCGUGUACCAGUGCAACGCCUCCAACGAGCACGGCUACCUGCUGGCCAACGCCUUCGUCAGCGUGCUGGAUGUGCCCCCGCGGAUCCUGGCCCCCCGCAACCAGCUCAUCAAGGUCAUCCAGAACAACAGGACCCGGCUCGACUGCCCCUUCUUCGGCUCCCCCAUCCCCACCCUGCGAUGGUUUAAGAACGGCCAGGGGAACACGCUGGAUGGAGGGAACUACAAGGCGCACGAGAACGGGAGCUUGGAGAUGUUCAUGGCCCGCAAGGAGGACCAGGGCAUCUACACCUGCGUUGCCACCAACAUCCUGGGGAAAGCAGAGGCCCAGGUUCGCCUGGAGGUCAAAGACCCCACCAGGAUUGUGAGAGGGCCUGAGGAUCAGGUGGUGAAGAGGGGCUCCAUGCCUCGCCUCCACUGCCGCAUCAAGCACGACCCCACGCUCAGGCUCACGGUCACCUGGCUGAAGGACGACGCCCCCCUGUACCUGGGAAACAGGAUGAAGAAAGAGGACGAUGGUCUGACGAUAUUUGGCGUGGCUGAGAGGGACCAAGGGGAUUACACGUGCGUGGCCAGCACGGAGCUGGACAAGGACUCAGCCAAGGCCUAUCUCACCGUGCUCGCCAUCCCUGCUAACCGUUUGAGAGACUUACCCAAAGCACGGCCCGACCAGCCCCGUGACCUGGAGCUGACGGACCUGGCGGAGCGGAGCGUGCGGCUCACGUGGAUCCCCGGCGACGACAACAACAGCCCCAUCACAGACUACAUCGUGCAGUUCGAGGAGGAUCGCCUGCAGCCAGGCGUGUGGCACAACCACUCCAGGUACCCCGGCAGCGUCAACUCGGCUGUGCUGAGCCUGUCCCCGUACGUCAACUACCAGUUCCGGGUGAUUGCCGUCAACGACGUGGGCAGCAGCGUGCCCAGCGCGCCCUCGGAGCGCUACCAGACCAACGGGGCACGUCCUGAAAUCAACCCAACGGGAGUUCAAGGUGCAGGCACCCAAAAGAACAACAUGGAGAUAACCUGGACGCCCCUGAACGCCACCCAAGCCUACGGGCCCAACCUGAGGUACAUCGUGCGCUGGCGGCGCCGGGACCCGCGGGGCAGUUGGUACAACGAGACGGUGAAGGGCCCCCGGCACGUGGUGUGGAACACGCCCAUCUACGUCCCCUACGAGAUCAAAGUGCAGGCCGAGAACGACUUCGGCAGAGCCCCCGAGCCCGACACCUACAUCGGCUACUCCGGGGAGGACUAUCCCAAGGCUGCACCCACGGACGUUAGGAUUAGAGUCCUAAACAGCACUGCCAUUGCUCUGACCUGGACCAGAGUGCACCUGGACACCAUCCAGGGACAGCUCAAGGAGUACAGAGCCUAUUUCUGGAGAGACAGUAGCUUGCUGAAGAACCUGUGGGUCUCCAAAAAACGGCAGUUUGUGAGUUUUCCUGGAGACCGAAACCGGGGCAUAGUGUCCCGGCUGUUCCCUUACAGCAACUACAAACUUGAGAUGGUUGUGACCAACGGCAGAGGAGAUGGGCCCCGCAGUGAGGUGAAGGAAUUCCCCACUCCUGAAGGAGUGCCCAGCUCCCCCAGGUAUCUGAGAAUCCGACAGCCAAACCUGGAAAUCAUCAAUCUGGAGUGGGAUCACCCAGAGCACCCCAAUGGAGUCCUCACAGGAUACAGCCUUAGAUAUCAACCCUUUAACGGGACCAAAACGGGCCGAACCGUGGUGGAGAACUUCUCCCCCAACCAGACCAGGUUCACCCUGCAGAGGACAGACCCCAUCUCCCGCUACCGCUUCGUGCUGCGCGCCCGCACCCAGGUGGGAGAAGGAGAGCCCGUGGUGGAGGAGUCCCCAGCCCUGCUGGACGAAGCCACACCAACCCCAGGUACCGUAUUUGGAGGUAACAGGCAUGGGGCAAAAAG
This is a messenger RNA of Empidonax traillii (willow flycatcher), 3341 nucleotides long. It is a transcript of the gene NFASC, whose product is annotated as neurofascin. The annotation marks the transcript as partial. The record is from RefSeq and is a predicted model, not a curated record. NCBI's taxonomy places the organism in Eukaryota, Metazoa, Chordata, Aves, Passeriformes, Tyrannidae. The transcript has 26 exons. Gene Ontology annotation, molecular function: cell-cell adhesion mediator activity. Gene Ontology annotation, biological process: cell-cell adhesion; brain development.